AUGAAACCAGCUGCUCGAUAUCCAGUCAAUCAAUGGGACAGUGUUCGGAAGGAUGCGUUGCGCGGGCGGUUUUCGGAACGCGAGAAACCGUGGGAUUCUCGACAACGGCUAGCUGCAGCUGGAACCCGGUCGUUGUGCCGUCGUAAAUUGGAGACAGGAAUUGUCCCGAGGCAGUGGAGGGAACGCGUACAAUCCUUGAUCGAUUUUGCAGCAGAUAUACGCGGAACGGUCCUGAGAUACCUGCGCGAUGACAAAAAAGAAACUGUCGCAAAGCCUCCCAAGCGGAUUGUUUGCGGUACAGAGCAGGGUUUGUCAGGGACCUGUUCCCUCGGGUUUUGGAUGCAAGGCCAGGGACGGACUUCCGUUUUUGCCAAAUGCAAAUUUCAAGCUUGUACCACUUCUUACAACAAUGUACAAGAGAGCAAAGAAGCAGAAGAGCUUGAUAAAGCAGCCAAAGAUGACGGAAGGGUUAUGUUGAGGGAGGAGACAGUCGUGCAAAAAGGAGAUGACCAACCUCUGGGAGCAGUCGACAAUAUCAAUCACAGAAUGCCAGGAUUCUGUCUAGAAGGAAUGUGGUGUGAUAUUAUCCUUGUCCUAAGGCAUGCAAAGCCUGCAAAGAACAGACAAUUGAAACUCGGAAAAAGGACAGGGCACAAUGGAACGAAGGGAAAAGGACAAAUAAUAGGAAAUACUUCCUGGUCAGACUCUGGGAAAAGAAAAGGCCCAGUUGACGCCUCACACGGAGUACAUAUAUCACGCAGGGAGAGAGGCUGAAUUUCAAAGGAAGCUGCCUGUGCUAUUGGUCUUCUUUUUUUUUUUUUCCUCUUCCAACUAAAGUUACAGGGCAUCAUCGUGGUUAUGGGGAACCGGGGCCCUACUCCCAGGCCGAGCAGGAGUCGAGUUUCUAGGGCCACUUCUCGAACAGUUUUCGAAGGUUACGGGCCCACGGCCUGACGACCACACAAACAUUGCCUCAAGCCACGAUAACGCCUCGCGUCGUUGCUGGUUUCAAGCGCCGGGUCUCAAUACCAUACCUGGCCGGCGAGCGGACGAGCGGGCGGCCCUUGGGCGAUGGCUCGAAUUAUUUCGCUGCUUGUUCAAAAGCAGUCAACAAUCCAUACCCACACUCCACCCCCUUUUUCCCCCUUCCACGAAAGGGAGAGGUGCAGACGCAUGGACGGCUGUCUCUUGGAUGACCUGCAGGGUCCGUGACAGAUGAUACAAUGCAGCAAGGUGAAACGAGCUCAGUCCUUUGAGGCAAAUCGAAAUCAAAAACCGUGACCAACUUUGUUACCGGUGCGACCGAGCGCAUUGAUUCCCGCUCUCAACUCUAACUCGGCAAUCAAUGCUAUUCAAAAGGGCCGGUGAUCCAGCCAACCGCAGAGCAUUUUGACCGAAGCAAAAUCAAUUUAUUCAAAAAAGCAAAGGCACCUUGGGGAGGCGAUUGUUCUAUUGCUUCCUUUCGACUAAAACCGAUUCGGUGUUUCGACUGUUUGAGAUUCCCACCGGCGGCUUGCAUUCCUUGCUACAUAAUCACACACCACUGGUGCCAGGGCGCAAUGACAUCUUUUUGGCCUUAUUUGUGGCUCUGAGAGCUUGGGUGCAAAAUCAAUGGCCAAUCGUAUUUUCCAACCCGAUCGACGAAUUGUUAGCGCUCUUGGCACUUGGUCUGUCAUAGGUGCGAGAAGCGAUCCUUGCAAGUUUGAAAAGCAAAGGAAAUAAUUUGCUGAUCUCGACCUCUCAUAAAGCACCGUCCCUCUCCUUUUACUCCGCACGUUUGUCCGCCUGCUGCUGCUCCCCGUCCAAGCAAGCUCUUGACAGAGAGCGGUGGCCCAACUGCGAAGAAUUAAUAAGCAUCCACUUUUCUUUU
Coccidioides immitis RS is the source of this 1870-nucleotide messenger RNA. RefSeq lists its product as uncharacterized. The coding region runs from base 1 to 774 and encodes 257 amino acids. NCBI's taxonomy places the organism in Eukaryota, Fungi, Ascomycota, Eurotiomycetes, Onygenales, Onygenaceae. The transcript is spliced from 7 exons. The record is from RefSeq and is a predicted model, not a curated record.